AUGGAGGAUCCAAAAAUCGUGGAAGGUCUCGUGAUCACCGGCAAUGUCGGAUGGAUCAUUCGCAUCAACCUAAUCACCGCGGGGCUGAAUCUGUUGCUAUUUGCAGCAGUUGGUAAUCCCGCAUCGCACCUAACACCGGAGCAACGGCGCAUUCUGAUCAAUUUCCAGCGCAUCGUAGCGGAAGAUGCGGAUGAUACCAUUGAUGAUGCGCUUGCGGGAGCACCGGCACGGGUUCAGCAAACGCUAACAGGUGUGCCGGUCGAGCAGCUCAAGAAAGAUGUUCCAUCUACGAUUAUCACUGCUGCUGCUGCUGCUGCUACUCCAACAGUCUCAUCGAGAAGCCCUGCGGCGGAUAUCUCGCUAGAGCGCAACCUGUACAUGAGUUUUGUCUGGAUUGCGCUCUUGUUGGCGGGCGUGCUUAGUCUGUAUGGGCUUGUUGUCCAACUGCCAUUGAUGCUAUGGUUCACCAGGAGUACGUCAAGUGCUUCUGGUUGGCGCACCUGGUGGGAAAGAAUGCACACCGCCUACACAUUGUCUGCCGGCUUCGAGUCUGGUGCCCGAGCCGCUGUACUCAUGCAGCUUCCAGUCUGGAUGGCGUGUGUAACCACCAUUGUCCUGUGGCGACUCGCGCUGAGUCCAACGAUGCGGCACGAUUCCGUGGGUGCUGUCGAGUCUCCAGCCGACGAACGUUCGACGCCACCGGAUGCAGCGAGUCAUCUACCGGCCCGCUACGAUAGCCUUGCACGAACGAGCUCGAUGGAAGCAGGGCAGGCCUCGAGGCGAAAGCAGAGGCCGCUGUAUUUGUUGCUCGGCGGCUGGCCUCGUCAAGGCUGGGAUGCAGCUCGUAUUGAAGCAGCGCUCUACAGAAGGUACCCGCAGUUAUCGAUUCAGAAAGUAGAGCUCAUCUACCGUGGACAACUGGUAGCUGCAGAGCGCCAGCGCCGGCGUCGCUACCUGCAAGCCUUCUACGAGUACUUGGCCUCGCUGCCUAGUGAAGAAAUCCACAUACCUCUGGGGUUGCGGUUGUGGACCACAUCACCGUCGGCACAACUGGAACAGCGCGAGCUCUGGCGACAAGCUGAGCUCGCGCGGCUAGCACAGCAGCUCGCCCAACUUGACCAGCAUGAUGAUGAUGAUGAUGGACGGACUGCGGGCAGCGAGCAUGCCGAGCGCUUUACUGGCUGGAUUCUGGUCGCUUUCCGGGAGCCUUGGUGGUUCCACCAGUGUCUUGUCGAUUGCGAACGGCAUCGUCGUCAGCGGCGGUUGCUGCCACGGCUCAUGAGCGCGUGCCGUCGCUUGUGCGCUUCCGUAGACGAUGCAUUCCAACAGCCUCUGGUAGCGGACAGUGCGACUUCUGGCCUGCAAUUAAGGGAGGCGAUUCCCACGCGAGAUGCCUCCUCUAACGAGAACGUGAACGAGGCGUUUUUUCGCCCACUGCACGCCGAGGCUGUUGAAUCUUUAUCGGACGUGCAGUGGUCCCAUCUGGGCAUACCGGCUUGGGAGCGAUGGCUACGUGAAGUCGUAUUGAAUGUGCUCUUCGCACUUGGUCUCUUGUUUCUGAGCUCGCCCGUAGCGAUUCUGUCUGUUCUUCAGGUGCUGGCGAGCGCAACGACGAAUGCGCCGCUCAGCUCGCUGCAAGCGUUUACAGCGCCCAACGCAAGCCGUUGGUGUCUGUUUUGGAGGCAGUCCAGCGAUCAUCAACACGGUCCAGUUGGUAGUGUUGUAGGGAAUCCUCACAUCAGAGGAAUCGAUAUGUUGAGCUGUUUCAAGACACUUUCCAGGCGCUUUGAGAUGCAUGGUGCCAUACAACAUGUCCUGCGCGCUUCGAGUCCAUGGUCCAAGCAGAUUCGUCGAACGCUGAUCCGGAUCGACGAGGCGACUGGCAUGCGAACGGGACGAAGCUCCUGGCCAACGGCCUUUGUAUUCUCGUACUUACCCGUUGGUCUGCUGAUGUUGAUCAACAGUGCCGUCCCGUGGAUGCUGCGACAAUUGGCGAAGCACGAGAGUCAUAUGACGCGCUCUGCAGAAGAGGCAUCGAUUCUGCGAAAGAGCAUCGCAUAUUAUCUGCUGAACACGCUGGUUCUACCGUCGCUCGCUAUCAACACUGCCGCUGAGGUUGUAUUAUUGGCUUAUCGCCGGGCGGCGAGCGGAAAGACACCCCAACGAGUGCUUCAAGUGGUCGAGCGGAUCUUCCGUGGCGAUAAUGCCUUUUUCUACACGAACUUUCUCAUCCAGCUGGCGCUUACGGGGAAUAGCUUGGCGCUUUUACACCCUAUGCACUGGCUACGCUUUCUUUGGCGUCGCCAGCACGCUUACACGCCACUGGUGCUCGCCCAAGCCGGCCAGGCUGCACCGUUUGACUACCCGUACGCCUACGCCCAGGUCAUCAAAGUGCUCGCGAUUGGGUUCUUCCUCGGUCCAUUCGUACCGUUUUUGUGGCUUUUUAUUGGACUGUAUCUUGUCACCAAGUAUUUUACAGAUCGGUACAAUUUGAGCAAAGUGCAUCCACCGCAUCCAACGGAUACGCGAAUGGCGCGGACCGCGACCAACGCCGGCGCUGUGGUGCUGACCACUGCGAUCGUUCUUCUGGUGCUCUUGUCAUGGAUAUACGGGAAUACCGGGCUCCUGUUGGUGCUUCUCUUGAGCGUGGCGUACUUAUGGGGACUUUUGCUUGAGCUGCGGUGGCAUCCUGAUCGUCUUGUAGGUUUUACGCAUCGGAUACGGCAGCGUUUCGUGCUGUUCGGAACCUACGCACUGCAGCUGGUACGUGCAGCGCCGCCCUGA
Molecule: messenger RNA, 2784 nt
Organism: Cyanidioschyzon merolae strain 10D
Lineage: Eukaryota; Rhodophyta; Bangiophyceae; Cyanidiales; Cyanidiaceae
Exons: 1
Coding region: 1-2784 (927 amino acids)
Cellular component (GO): plasma membrane
Molecular function (GO): calcium-activated cation channel activity
Source: RefSeq, a predicted model, not a curated record